Molecule: messenger RNA, 1569 nt
Organism: Penicillium diatomitis
Lineage: Eukaryota; Fungi; Ascomycota; Eurotiomycetes; Eurotiales; Aspergillaceae
Product: DNA-protein crosslink repair co-factor UBX5
Exons: 2
Coding region: 1-1569 (522 amino acids)
Biological process (GO): proteasome-mediated ubiquitin-dependent protein catabolic process
Cellular component (GO): nucleus
Molecular function (GO): ubiquitin binding
Source: RefSeq, a predicted model, not a curated record
AUGAACGGCGAAGUGGUUGCUCAGUUCGCCGAGAUCACCGGUGCGACACCAGAGGUCGCAACACAGUACCUGCAGCUAGCCGAUUUCGAUAUUGAGCAGUCUAUGCAACUUUACUUCGAAAAUGGGGGUGCACCGCUCACUGAAUCGGCCCGGCAGCCAUCAACUCGCACUCAUUUUGAGGAUGAAGCUGGAGUGGUCCAUGUUGACUCAGACUCCGAUGAUGACAGCCCGUCUGCCCACGCCCGAGCUAAUGCUGCCGCCACAGGAGGCUCAACCUUCGAAGAUGAUGCUGCCAUGGCUCGCCGCCUGCAGGAGGAAAUGUAUGGAGGUAGCGGUACUGGCGGCGGCAUCGGCGGCGAUGAUGAGAACGUACGGGCGCCCCUCGCACGCACGACAGAGACGCUCGUGGGACCCAGUCUCGAUUUUGACGAUGAGGACGAGAUGAUUAUGAGCCAGUUGCGCACUCGCCAAAGAGGUCCCGGCCGCCCCGGAAUCUUCAAUCAGACCACUGCACCAUCAAUAUGGGGUGGCAGCUCAGCCGAAUCGCAUCAGGAAUUGCUCUCCAGAGCUACGGGCGGUGCCUCGGAAACAUCCUCUAAGUCGAACAUGCUUGCGGAAAUGUACCGACCUCCAUACGAAAUCAUGUCGCGCGUUCCCUGGGACAUGGCUCGGGAAGAAGGACGGGAGAAUGAGAAGUGGCUCCUAGUCAACAUUCAAGACACCUCAAUCUUCGAUUGCCAAGUAUUGAAUCGUGACUUGUGGAAGGAUAAACUCGUCCAGGACACUAUCCGGGAACACUUUAUUUUCUUACAAUUCUCGAAGGACGAUCCAAAGGCUGCGGCAUACCUGCAAUACUACUUCCAGGCGCAUGAUGUCUCUGACAAUUACCCUCACAUCGCCAUAAUCGACCCCCGCACUGGCGAGCAGAUGAAAGUGUGGUCUGGCCCUCCAGUGAUGAAGGCUGCUGAUUUUCUGAUGCAACUCCACGAAUUCCUGGACCGCUACAGUCUGAAUCACAAUGUGCGCAAUCCCGUGGCAAAGCGCAAGAUUGACAAGAAAGAGAAGUCCGUGGACGCCAUGACUGAAGAAGAGAUGAUGGAAAUGGCAAUCAACAACAGCUUGGGAGCUGAGCCCGCUUCCGGUCCCAAGCUGGACGAUCCUGAUGAUCUGACUCGCAGUGUCGAAGACGUCAAGGGCAAGGGCCGCGCCAACGAGGAACAAGAUCAACUCAUGGACGAGAUAUCUCAGGGGCCCCCUGAAGAUGCAGAGGAGUCAUUGUUCUCUUCCAUACCAAGCAACCGGCCACACACGGAACCCGAGGUCGAUCCGGCCACCACGACCAGAAUCCAAUUUCGUCACCCUUCUGGCCGUGUCAUUCGGCGAUUUGCCCUCUCCGACCCAGUUCAACGGAUCUACGAAUGGCUCAAGGCUGAACCUCCAUUAGAGGAUAAGGCUGGGGUCGAAUUUGAGCUGAACUCUAUGGGCCAAAAUUUGAUACACAGUCUGGCCACGAGCAUUCAAGAUGCUGGAUUGAAGAAUGGAACGGUCAUGAUCGGCUAUCUCGAAUAG